Molecule: messenger RNA, 3013 nt
Organism: Mus musculus (house mouse)
Lineage: Eukaryota; Metazoa; Chordata; Mammalia; Rodentia; Muridae
Gene: Cdnf
Product: cerebral dopamine neurotrophic factor
Exons: 4
Coding region: 63-626 (187 amino acids)
Biological process (GO): signal transduction
Cellular component (GO): extracellular region
Source: RefSeq, marked validated
UUCACGAGGCAGCCCCCACUACAGUAAGGAAGGUGUGGGUAGUUCCGGGUCCCAGGCUCAGCAUGCGGUGCAUCAGUCCAACUGCUCUGGUGACCUUUUGCGCCGGGUUUUGUAUCUCGAACCCUGUGCUGGCGCAGGGCCUGGAGGCCGGUGUGGGGCCGAGGGCUGACUGUGAAGUAUGUAAAGAAUUCUUAGACCGAUUCUACAACUCCCUGCUAAGCAGAGGCAUAGACUUUUCUGCGGACACCAUAGAGAAAGAGCUGCUCAACUUUUGCUCAGAUGCCAAAGGAAAAGAAAACCGCCUGUGCUAUUAUCUGGGGGCCACCACAGAUGCAGCCACCAAGAUCCUAGGAGAAGUCACUCGUCCCAUGAGUGUACACAUACCUGCCGUGAAGAUUUGUGAGAAGCUAAAGAAGAUGGACAGCCAGAUCUGUGAGCUGAAAUACGGGAAGAAGCUGGACUUGGCGUCGGUGGACCUGUGGAAGAUGAGAGUGGCAGAGCUAAAGCAGAUCCUUCAGAGAUGGGGGGAAGAGUGCAGGGCAUGUGCGGAGAAAAGUGACUACGUGAACCUCAUUAGAGAGCUGGCCCCCAAAUAUGUAGAGAUAUACCCCCAAACGGAGCUCUGACCCCGUCGGCUGUCAGGAAGCAUGGACUGCAGUUAGAAGAAAAUGACUGUCUAAGAUGAGAGUGUGCUGGUUAGGGCUAACCAGGGACUGCCCAGUUGGCCGUCAGUUUUGCUGUUGUAUUGUGGAGUUGUGUUGUUUAGGCAUAUGAUCAACCCGUGCUUCCUCAUGGUCGCUAAAAUUGCAGAGCACAGAGACCUCAAGGUGCUUUUCUCAUCCUUCUUGGAGGAUGCAGUGGUUGCCUUUGCAUUGCUAUGACAAUAAUGCUUAUUGAGAGAGGCUGGCCAUGGCCACAUGGAGAGAGGGGGAAGGGAGUGAGAGAAAGAGGGCUAGAGAUGAGAGUAAGAAAGGUGAGGGCUUAAAGAGAGAGAGGAAGGGCCAAGCAGCCCCCUUUAUAGUGGGCUGGGCUACCUUGCUGUUGCCAGGUAACUGAAACAAGUGUGGGGAGGGAAGAGUCACUUGGGCUCAGGGAUUUGGUCCAUCACAGCAGGGUAGCUAAGGGCAGCACAGCUCAGAGCAGGGCGACAAGAGCUUGUCAUAGAGGCUGUUGUGAUUAUAGAGAGGCAGAAAGUGAUGUCCAAAUAAUGAUAAGGCUGUAACCUUCAAAGGGAUAGCCCUAUUCAUCCACUUCUGUCAGUCAGACACCCACCUCACAGUUUCCCCAAAUUACCACUAGCUAGGGAACAAACCUUCAAAUCAAACCGAUGCCAGGUGUGGUGGUGAAUGCCUUUAAUGCCAGCACUCUGUCUGGAGGCAGAUCUCUGUGAGUCUGAGGCCAGCCUGGUCUACAAAGUGAGUCUAGGACAGCCAGGGUCACACAGAGAAACACUGUUUUGAAAAACAAACAAACAAACAAACAAACAGACAAACACUAAAAUAAAAUCCAACCAAUGAACCAACCAAACAACCAAACAACCCAAACCAAACAAAAAACUGAGCUGGAGGAGGACAGUUCAGAUCCAAGGCACAGCAGAAGGACAAUGUAGUUUAUCACUACUGACUCAAGUGUGCUAUGGAUAUGAUGGGAUAAUACAUUUUAAGGAAGGAAAGAGACAAGAGGCAUCUCUUUGGUCAAGGUUUUUAAAAAGAGUGCAUAACAGAAACUAUAGCUUAUCUAAUGUGCGACUUCAAUCUCAAUAACCACCUAACAUAGUUCAGAAGGUUCUUGUUUCAUUUUGCUUUUUAAAAAUAGAUUUUUUAAAAAACUUCAUUCACUCUAAAUAUUUUCUCUCUUUUGCACAGCAAGGAGGGAAGCAUUCAUUACUUUAUAGGCUCUUGAGACAAAAUACCUAAAAAAACAAUCGAGAAAGGAGUUAAUUUAGUUCAUGGUUUGAGAUUACAGUUCAUCACGGCAGCAGGAGUGUGAGGCCAUUGGUCAAACUCAUCCAUGUCCUAGAAGCAGAGAUGGAAGUAGAUGCUCUGCUAGCUGUCAGUCUGACCCCAGCACGGGAAUGCCACUGCUCACAUUCAGGAUGGGGUCUUCCUUCCACAGUUAAACUCUCUCUAGCAACGCCCUCCCACUCGUGCCCAGAGGUAUGUGUCACCUAGGCAAUUCUAAAUUCCACCAAGUUAACAAUGGCGAUUAAGCAUUGCACAGCACGAAUGGAAGUUUCCGUUUCUCAUAUAAAGAAAACUGAUCGGAAGAAUACAAAUCAGCAAUCCAUAAAAAGUCUGUGCUUGGCCUAUUUAUAACUACCUUUUUUUGUUGUUGUUUUUUGUUUUUUGUUUUUUUGUUUUUUUGUUUUCUUGAAGCAGGAUUUCUCUGUAUAGUUCUGGCUGUCCUGGAACUCACUCUGUAGACCAGGCUGGCCUCAAACUCAGAAAUCCGCCUGCCUCUGCUGGGAUUAAAGGCGUGCGCCACCACGCCCGGCUUGUAACCACCUUGAAUUGCCACGUGACCCAAGCUCAGAGUCUUCUUCACUGCCCCGUGUCAGGCAGGAUGAAAGCAUGCUCCCCACGUGCAGGCAGCAGGGGCGCUUGUGGUUUCUAAUGCUAGCCUAUCAGUCUUAAGAAGCAGGCAAUGUUUCAGCUCCAUUCUCUGUCCAUAGAUCAAUAAGAAGCACAUGGUUAAAUGGUUGCCUUUGGGAAAUAGGUCAGGGUGUGGCUACUCAAGAAAGCAUUCUCUUUAAAGUUUCUGGGGUGAUGGGACUGUACUUUAUCAAGGCAGGAGGUGAGAGAUAUGAUCAUCAUAUUGAUAUAGAGGUACAAUUAAGAUGUGGGUAUUCUAUUGUACAUCAAUUCUAUUUCAUAAAAAGUUGUAGGAGCUAUUUGAAAAUUACCCAAAAUUAAUUGAUUAAAAGCAACUGUUCUUUUAAAUAAUCAAAUGUACUCAUAGCCAUCUUUUUUGUAGAGUAGAGAAUAACUUAAAUUCAGAUAAUAAAUAUACAUUG